This is a messenger RNA of Drosophila gunungcola (fruit fly), 1512 nucleotides long. RefSeq names its product tRNA N(3)-methylcytidine methyltransferase Mettl2 (gene Mettl2). NCBI's taxonomy places the organism in Eukaryota, Metazoa, Arthropoda, Insecta, Diptera, Drosophilidae. The coding region runs from base 395 to 1303 and encodes 302 amino acids. Gene Ontology annotation, molecular function: tRNA (cytidine-N3)-methyltransferase activity. The transcript has 2 exons. The record is from RefSeq and is a predicted model, not a curated record.
UCCCACGGGUUAGCCACUAGAAAUAACCAACAGUAAAUUUUAGCCGGUCUGGCAGCACUGAUGUGUGUCGGCGCUUUUCAUACUUUCUUUGUCAUUUUAUUUAUGUUUUCUGCAGUAAAACUCGACGCGCAUACUUUCCGACGUUUCAUGCUGCACUUAGAAGCCAAGCGACAUAUAUUUAUUCGCGAAAACUCGGAAAACGGACAAUUCUGCGGACCACCAAUUUCGCGCCCGACUGAGUGUGACAGCGGCUCAAUAAUACUAGCCGCUUUUGCACACAUCGCGGUAUUAUUUGAAUGCUAAAAAUACGGUCACACAGGCCGCGUGUUUACAAAAUAUUGCAUUUUAAUUUAAUCCGGACAACAGGUGAUAUAAACCUUAUUUCCUUCCCGAUAUGAGUGACACUCCCGCUGCUGAGAACGAGAAACGACCCCAGUUUGGAACACGCCUACUCACGGACAGCAACGACGUCUUCAAACACAAUGCUUGGGACCACGUGCAAUGGGACGAGGAGCAGGAACUUGCCGCUCAGACAGCAGUGGCCAAGAACUCGGCGACCAAAAUGGAUGAGGAGGACAAAAACCGGUUCCAGGCAGAUGCUCCCAAGUUCUGGGAUUCGUUUUACGGCAUCCACGAUAACCGCUUCUUCAAGGAUCGCCACUGGCUAUUUACAGAGUUCCCGGAAUUAGCUCCUUUGGCCAAGGAAUCAACGGAGCAGCAGCAUCGCAGCAUCUUUGAAUUAGGAUGUGGCGUUGGAAACACGAUUCUACCCCUGCUGCAGUACAGCUCGGAAGCGCAGUUGAAGGUUUUCGGGUGCGACUUCUCAGCCCGGGCCAUUGAGAUCCUGCGUAGUCAACCCCAGUUCGAUGAGAAGCGUUGUGAGGUGUUCGUAAUGGAUGCCACACUGGAUCAGUGGCAAGUGCCCUUUGAAGAGAACUCACAGGACAUUAUCGUAAUGAUAUUCGUGCUGUCCGCCAUCGAACCCAAGAAAAUGCAACGGGUGCUGGACAACUGCUAUCGCUAUCUGAGACCAGGAGGCCUGCUUUUGUUCCGGGAUUACGGAAGAUAUGACCUUGCACAGUUGAGGUUCAAGAGUGGCAAGUGUUUGGAGGACAACUUCUAUGUGCGGGGCGAUGGCACGAUGGUGUACUUCUUUACGGAGGAGGAACUGCGGACUAUGAUGACCCAAGCAGGGCUAAAGGAGGAACAGCUCAUUGUGGACCGAAGGCUGCAGGUCAACCGCGGUCGGGGCUUAAAGAUGUACCGCGUAUGGAUUCAGACAAAGUUUAGAAAACCGCUUUAGUGCAAUUACUACUAGUCUGCAAUAGAAAACUUAGAACACACAAUCGUAAAGCCAAUCUAUUACAUUUAAACUGUUACUUGUAUAAUUAUUAAGUCACUACUUUUUUUUUUAAUGUGUAAGAAAGCUUAUAAUCUAAAAUAUAAAGCCAAUCUAUAACACACAAACUCUUACUAUUAAAAUAACAAAGUCAAUAAAUUUGUAAUUCUGAA